Messenger RNA from Medicago truncatula (barrel medic), 1379 nucleotides. RefSeq lists its product as uncharacterized. Gene Ontology annotation, cellular component: mitochondrion. The transcript has 4 exons. Gene Ontology annotation, biological process: L-valine catabolic process; positive regulation of transcription by RNA polymerase II; cellular response to iron ion starvation. The coding region runs from base 230 to 1096 and encodes 288 amino acids. Gene Ontology annotation, molecular function: methylmalonate-semialdehyde dehydrogenase (acylating, NAD+) activity; DNA-binding transcription factor activity, RNA polymerase II-specific. The record is from RefSeq and is a predicted model, not a curated record. NCBI's taxonomy places the organism in Eukaryota, Viridiplantae, Streptophyta, Magnoliopsida, Fabales, Fabaceae.
AACAUAAAACAAAAACAUAAGGCGCGAAGCCCAUCAUCUCGAAUCCCUUUCCUCUCUUCAUUCAUUCAGUUAAGCGAACCCUAUCGCACUCAAUCCUCCUUCUACUGACGGCACACGCGACGCGACGCAGGAGGAAGAAGAACAUAUCCGUGACUAUGACGGAUCGACACAAACAUUUUCUCCGUCAACCCUUAUCAGCUAGGGAAAUGACAUCAAGUGUCAAUAUUCCAUGAACGCGCUGAUCAAAUUUCACCAGGACGCGCUGAUCAAAUAUCACCAGGAACUUUUGAGCCACAUUGAACACUGUAUGGAGGAUCCCUCUGCUGAUUUGAAGCCUGACAUUGCUGAACCAGUCGAUGAGUCUCUUGAUUUCGCUAAACACUUUGCCACCGAUAAAGAAUUUACUACUCGAGAUGACCUGCUGAAAUGGGUUCGAGGUGAAGCAACCAAGUUAGGGUUUGGUAUUGUUAUUUCAAAGUCAAAUAAUAGAGGAACACAAACUCUUCUACUUGAAUGCAAAAGGAGUGGUGUAUAUAAGAAGCACUCGAAUCGCCAAGACACAAGAUUCAAAAAAUGUGAGUGUCCAUUCAGAUUGCGGGGUUAUUUUUUGUCCUCUGGUGUAUGGGAACUUACCGUAAUGUGUGGAAAACACAAUCAUGAGAUGAUGGAAAAUUUAGAAGAUAAUCCUAUUGCAGGCCGUUUAAACGAGGAAGAGAUGAAACUCGUUCAUGAGAUGACAAAUAACACUGUCCGUCCAAAAAAUAUUCUUAUGACUUUGAAGAAAAGAAGAGCUGACGAUGGGAUUACUAUCAAGCAGAUUUAUAAUGCACGUUCAAGGUAUAACAAGUCUAUGAAGGGUCCAAAAUCUGAAGAGUUGGUUGAUGAUGACGGUGUGCCAAAGGAAGAUUGUUCAGAUAUAUCUAUUUUGCCAGAGUUGGAAGCGAUUCAGAUUCGGUUUAACAAUGCUGAUUACAAUACGAAGAUACUUAUUAAGGAGCAGCUGCAUCAAAUAGCUUUCCCAGAAACGAUGGCGCCAUGUCCUCCUGCAGAGAAGGAAAAUUGGGACUUUUAUGAUUUCGAAACUUGUGAAAUAUGAUGUUUUGGAAGUGGUUUUUGGUGGAAAAGGAAAUAUUGGAAACGAGUUUUGGGAGUUUGGGAUUUUGAGAAAUGGUUUUGAAGUUUUGAGACAACUUGAAAUGAGGAAGGACAUCGGGGGAGCCAGAAACAACACUUUAGGGGGCUGCUUUAUGUACUUUUAAAAAAUAGGCUUAAUUUUAUAAAUGGUCCUUUAACUUAUUUGUUGUUUUCAAUUUGGUCCCUUAACUCUAAAAAAUUUCCGUUUGGUCCCUCAAAUAUGCUCCGUCAGACAAUUUGAUCCA